Molecule: messenger RNA, 1510 nt
Organism: Coregonus clupeaformis (lake whitefish)
Lineage: Eukaryota; Metazoa; Chordata; Actinopteri; Salmoniformes; Salmonidae
Product: sphingosine 1-phosphate receptor 4
Exons: 2
Coding region: 234-1433 (399 amino acids)
Biological process (GO): G protein-coupled receptor signaling pathway
Cellular component (GO): membrane
Molecular function (GO): sphingosine-1-phosphate receptor activity
Source: RefSeq, a predicted model, not a curated record
CACAUCUGCACUACCAGCCCACACAGGGGAUGGCUAUCCACACACUGCAUCACUACCAACAGCAUCUCUUCACCAGUGGGUUGUGAGACAGCAGAGCUCCAGUGGAGAGAGUGUGUUAGCCUGAGUCUGAGCCCACGGCAGGAGUUCUACACUCACCCAAGUCCUGCCUUGUCCAGCCCAACCCAAUCAUUUUCUGACUUGCCAAGCCCAGCCAAGCCCUUCACAACCCAGCCAUGGAUGCCCUGUCCUCCCUGAGCUCCUCAACCUCCUGCUCUCACCUGUACCUAUGGGCCAGCAACACCACCAACAGCAGCAGUAUUAACAGCGAUGUGAUCCUGGAGCACUACAACCACACAGGGCGUCUGCAGUACCGCGUGCCCCGGCAUGGUGGUCUGAGCUUGGGAACGGUCCUCUCCCUCUUUAUCAGUGUCCUCAUUAUCCUGGAGAACCUCCUGGUCCUGGUGGCCGUGCUCUCCCGGAUUCACCACAGCCGCCGCUGGGUCUACGUGUGCAUCGCCAACAUCACCCUGAGCGACCUGCUGGCCGGGGCAGCCUAUGUGGUCAACAUCUGCAUGUCGGGCAGUCAGACGUUCAGGCUGAGCCCAGCUCUGUGGCUGUUCAGGGAGGGGGUGCUGUUUGUGGCCCUCGCUGCGUCUAUCUUUAGCCUGCUGCUGAUAGCUGUGGAGCGCUACGCCACCAUGAUGAAGCCGCUGCACCAGAAGUCGGCCAGGAAGACGUAUCGUAUCUACGGCCUGGUGGUGCUGUGCUGGAUCGUGGCCUUCGCCAUCGGCUUCCUCCCCCUGCUGGGCUGGAACUGUGUGUGCAGCCUGGAGACCUGCUCCACCCUGCUGCCGCUCUAUUCCAAGAGCUACAUCCUCUUCUCCCUGCUCAUCUUCUCCCUCAUCCUGCUGGCCAUUGGCGUGCUCUAUGGCGCCAUCUACUGCCACGUGCGCAGCAGCUCCAAGGUGGGCUCCCAGCGCAGCCGCAAGCGCUCCCUGGGGCUCCUGAAGACGGUCAUCUCCAUCGUGGGUGUGUUCAUCAUAUGCUGGGGGCCUCUGUUCACCCUGCUGCUGGUGGACUUCUUUUGUGUGUCGCGGCAGUGCGCACCGCUCUUCAGCUCCGACUGGGUCAUCGCCCUGGCCGUGAUCAACUCGGCCCUGAACCCGGUCAUCUACGCCCUGGGCAGCACAGAGCUGAGGAAGGCUAUUGCAGGCCUGUUGUGCUGCUGCUGCCUCAGGGCAGGCCUCUGUCAUCCUGACACCUUUGUGUCCAAGGAGAGCAGCAGCACUGGGAGCACCAGGCACAGCAGCCUGAGGAACAGUUUCAAUAAGGUCAGGAGUCUCAGUAUCAGCCCCCCGCCUGCACCCAAGGCCCCCAAGAAGAGCCGCCGCCUCAGCUCCACCACCACCUGCCUGUCUGUGUCGAGCGGUUAGACCACAACGGGCGUAGCUGUGUGUGUGUUUGAGAGACAUAGAGCGAGAGAGAGUGUGUGUGUGUGUGUGUGUGUGUA